GUGGAGGCAGCUUUGUGACUUCAAUCUUCCAGUCAGUGAGACAAUAACUUACAACAGAGAGGCACACAGACCAAGGACACAUUCCACCAGCAGAGUGUUUGUCUACAACAGAGAGAAAAGAAGACUGGACUAUUUGUUUGUCUCUCCUUCGGACUGAGAGAAAACCUGGAUGCUGGUUGGUCUGAGCAUUAACUGAAGUGAGGCAUCCAGAAAGAAAACCCUGCGCCACAGCAUCCUACCCAGACAGAGAGACUGGUUCCUGGGUAGAGAGAGGAGCUCCCAUCUCUUCCUGACUGCAGACCCAGAGUCAGACCUUACACUGCAGCCAUGAGGAUCUUGAGCCUGAUGUAUCUGAUGCUUCUGCUAGUGGCUGCUCUGGGAUCAGUUAGUGCUGCCCGACCAGACUUCCUGAAUAUGAGGAGGAAAUACCACCGACAUCACUGCCCCCACCGACGCUGUAUGCCGCUGCACUCCAGAGUCCCAUUUCCCUGAGGAGUUACAGAACAGGAAAAUGGAGAGAAUGAAAGGACAGGAGUGUCUUUGUGACAUCAGCCAGUUAUUGUUCCCCUCCUCACUCCCCCCACCCUGGAACUGGACCAGACACCACAGAGAAGACCGACUGACCACAGAGAAGACUGACUGACCACAGAGAAGACAGGGGGUGUAGCAGGAAGCUGUGCUGUGUAGAGAACUCAGAGAACUAAUAUUGUUGUGGACUGAUAUAGGUCUGAUCAGAACCGUCCAAACUACCUCAUGUACAUAUCAACACCUGAUCAGAACCCGGACUGACUACCUCACGUACAUAUCAACACCUGAUCAGAACCCGGACUGACUACCUCACGUACAUAUCAACACCUGAUCAGAACCCGGACUGACUACCUCACGUACAUAUCAACACCUGAUCAGAACCUGACUGACUACCUCAUGUACAUAUCAACACCUGAUCAGAACCACGACUGACUACCUCAUGUACAUAUCAACACCUGAUCAGAACCUGACUGACUACCUCAUGUACAUAUCAACACAGUACCUGGCAAAGACAUUUACAUUGAGUAUAUUGAAUACAGCUCACAUGACAUUUAUACAACAUACAGAUCAAGUGUUAAUAUGUAGGUAUUUAAUGCACUUCAAAUGUUUUA
Esox lucius (northern pike) is the source of this 1139-nucleotide messenger RNA. It is a transcript of the gene apela, whose product is annotated as apelin receptor early endogenous ligand. Gene Ontology annotation, biological process: heart development; apelin receptor signaling pathway. The coding region runs from base 328 to 492 and encodes 54 amino acids. NCBI's taxonomy places the organism in Eukaryota, Metazoa, Chordata, Actinopteri, Esociformes, Esocidae. The record is from RefSeq and is a predicted model, not a curated record. Gene Ontology annotation, molecular function: apelin receptor binding. The transcript has 3 exons.